Messenger RNA from Closterium sp. NIES-67, 2858 nucleotides. The record is from the annotation of a GenBank genome assembly. NCBI's taxonomy places the organism in Eukaryota, Viridiplantae, Streptophyta, Zygnematophyceae, Desmidiales, Closteriaceae.
GAGGACGGCGGUUCGGUGGCGAUAGGCUUGAUUUCAUCGACCUUGUCGCUUCUCCCCGUUUCUCCUCUCCCGCUCUCCCCUCACACAGCUUCUACAAGCACACCACCCGGCUUAUCGUCUCAUUCCCAGGCCAGGUCCCUCGUUCCUCGAAUUCAUUUCUCGUUUUUUGUUUUUGUUUUUUUUCCUCGGUUUUAUCCUUCCUUUCGUUCUCCACGAUUUGUGUUCCUCGUUCUAACAAGAGUGCGUGUCCUCGCACCGCUGCUUCGCCCUCGUGCAUCCACGUAGUACAGCCGUGCCCAUUCAUUUGUACUCAGCUCAGCUAAGUCACGUCAGGCUGACGUCACGCUAGUGUAUCCAAGUGGAAUAGUUGUCCAAAGGAGCGACUCUCCCGGACCCCCUCUCUGCCUACGUCGCUGACGUCGCGCAGUGCUCAGCAUAGCAUGAUAUCCUGAGCCCCGUUCUUGUGGAGUUGCGACGCUUUCUCCGACAACUCCUGGCGUACCGCCCGCUCAUCCUCUCUCCUUCCCGCCGCCAUAGUAGUAGUAUCCAUAGUAUGAUGGCUAGUAUCAUGGAGGCCGGCGACUCGCUAUGGGGCUCGCCCCAGUUAUGGGGCUCGCUGGCGGUCCUCCUCGCGUCGUCGGCGCUCUUGCUGCUGCUGCAUCGCGUCGUCUGGCUUCCCUACCGCCUCGUUCUCGCAUGCAAGCGACAAGGCAUUCCGUUCCUCCCGUUCCGGCCGCUCAUUGGUCAGAUCCCCGAGCUACAGUCGCAGUGGCAGGUGAAAGAUCCGAUCUCGCCUGCCACGUCAGCACCGCUCGGACCGGAAACGGUCACUCCGCUGCUGUGCGGCUGGAUCGCGCGGUUCGGGACGGUGUUUGGAUUCGCUGCCGGCCCGCAACCGGCGCUGGUGCUCGCAGAUCCGGAUCUGGUGCAGCAGGUGCUGAUCGGACGGUCGGGAUGCUUCCAGAAGAUGCCGGCCGUGCAACGCGCGCUGAGCUUCGUGGGAGACGGCUUGCCGUUUGUUGACGGCGAGGAGUGGCUGCGGCAGCGCAAGGCCGUCAACCCGUCGUUCAGCCACGGCGCCAUCAAGCACGCGCUGUCGGUGAUGAACCGCCAGGCGCGCAAGGGCGUCGCGCGGCUGCUGCAGCGAAUGGCGCGCGCAGGCGACGACUCGAGCGGCGGAAAUGCAGGCCGCGAGGAGCAAGGACGUGAGAUGGCAGCGCGCGAUGCGGAAGCGCGGGAGGCGCAAGGGCGGGAGGCGCAAGGGCGGGAGGUGGAGAUUCAGGAGGUGCUGUUCGCGGUGACCCUCGACGUGAUCGGCCUCGCCGUGCUGGGCGCCGCCGUGAGCGGGGGAAAGGGCAGAGCCACCGCUGGGGUGAGCACGCUGGAUGCUGCGGGGGAGGUGGCGGCGGGGGAGAAGGAAGAGGCGGAAGAGGCGGCGAAGGACUGGGAGGAAGAGGGGGAGGAGAAGGUUGACGGGGAGGUGGGAGUGGCGGGUAUUUACACGGUGCUGCACUCGCUGGUGAUUAAAGCCAUAGCCCGGUUCUUCUCCGGCCGGGUCUUCAUCCCCCUCUACACUCUCCUCCCCACCCCUGAGAACCGCACCCUAUGGGCGGUGGAGCAACGGUUCCGGCAGCUGUUUGGAGAGCUGAUAGGGCGCAGGGCGGAGGCGGGCAUGCAGGGGCGCAUUGGGAAGGACAUUUUGGCAGCGCUUCUGGGGGCGGAGAUGAGGCAAGAGGAAGCGAGAAGAGCCGCUGAUGCUGCUGCUGGUGGUGGUGCUGCUGCUGGUGGUACUGGUGCUGCUGGUGCUGGUGCUGGUGGUGGGGGUGUGUUGUCAGCUGCUGCAGUGAACAAGGUAGUGAACCAGUGCGCGACGCUCAUCAUGGCGGGCCACGAGUCAGUGGCGGUGCUGGUGAUGUGGAGCAUGUACCUGCUGGCACGCCACCCGCACUGGCAGGACAGGCUCCGGCGCGAGGUGCAGCAAGUGGUGGGGGUUGAGGAGAGGCGAGAAUCAAAGGCAGAGAGCAGUGGUGCGGGAGAAGAGGACUUGAGGGAGGAUGGCACGGAGAGCAGCAGUAGCAGCAGCACUAGUGGCAGCAGCAGUGAGGACGGCACGGGCAGUGAAAGUGAGAGCGAGAGCGACAGCAGCAGCUGCUGCAGCACCACUGACAACACAGACAGAGCGAGAGCACCAGACGCCAGAGCAGCAGAGAUCACGCGGGAGCAGGCAGGGCGGCUGCAAGAGAUGCACGCGGUGCCUUCUGAGUCGACUCAAGAGGCAGCAGAGAUCACGUGGGAGCAGGCGGGGCGGCUGAGGGAGAUGCACAUGGUGCUGCUGGAGACGCUGCGACUCUUCCCGCCGGUUCCCGUGGUCACGCGCACGGCCAAGCAGGAUGUGCAGAUCGGCCAAUACGCCAUUCCCAAGGGCGUGGAUCUAUUCCUCCCGGUCGGGUGCUUGCACGCGGACGAGCGAUAUUGGGGCCCGGACGCGCGUGAAUUUAAGCCCGAACGGUUUCAAGACGGUCAACAAGCAGCCUGCUCACACCCACAGGCGUUCAUCCCCUUCUCCUCCGGGCCUCGAGACUGUGUCGGAGCCAUGUUUGGCCUUACCGAGGCUAAGAUAAUUCUCUCCCACUUGCUGCUUGGAGUCGCCUGGAGUAUCUCGCCUUCGUAUCAGCAUCAGCCAACAGCUGCUCUCACAGCCCAAGCAAAGCAUGGCAUGCCACUGCUGUUCAGGGAAGUUAGAAUGUCAAGAGCUAGAUGUGGGAGAGGUUUGAAUGUGAAGAGCUAGAUGUGAAAAGAUGUUCCGGUAUGUGAAGUAUGGGCUGUUCUAUGUACAAGUUUUUACAGCUCAGAGUGUU